AUGGGUCCCGGCCGGCCCAAAGGCUCCGUGGAGCACAAGCUCACCGAUGCUGAAUUGCUUAUGGUCCUGGACAACGUUGUGAUUCCGGAGGAGAUCCUGCUGAAAAUGAAGGUCGAUCUUCCAGACCUCUUCGGUCACGCUGCCACCGUGCAAGAGACGUCCACGGGCUCGAGAACUAAGUCGGCUUGCGUCCGGGAGAUGGCGAAAAACUUCCAUUGGUUGCUGAAGCCCCUUUUGCAAGUGUGCGCACGACCCGUGCACACAGACAGCUUGAUGGUAAUUGUUACCAAUAUGUGCGAGCAAACGAUAUACCUCGAUGCAGCAGUGGCCACGAUGCUGGCCAUGGACCUGAAAUGGAUCAUGAACAGCCUCAGGAAGAUCCGCAAAACUUGGAAGUAUUGCAUGAGGGGAAAGGCCGGUGACUGGCCCGAAUGGGCCGGCGAGAAUUGGCCGCAUGUGCUAGAGCUGGUCCAGUUGAUGGCAGGUUUUGAGAAUGAGGAGGAUGAUUUGGCGGCAAGCUGGAACCUCGCCGAGGCUUCUGGCGAGGAUGACAUUUCCGAGUUGUGUGGCCUCUGGAAUAUGGGACCCGCCGAAGUCCUUUCUGACCUUCGUGACGCGCAGAUUUCGAUCGAGGACAGCGAUGAAGACCGUGCUCCCGCCGCAUCCGCCUCUUCCAGGGCACGCCAACCUGCAUCUGAACCUGAUGCUGUGGCUCCUGAUGCUCGCGAGACAGCCAUCAAUGCUGCAGAGGAUAUUGCAUAUAACGCACGACCCGACUUCGUGCAUGAUGUUGCUGCCGUCUUGAAGGAAGAGCCUCGGCUAUAG
Symbiodinium sp. CCMP2456 is the source of this 825-nucleotide messenger RNA. The record is from the annotation of a GenBank genome assembly. Lineage: Eukaryota; Dinophyceae; Suessiales; Symbiodiniaceae.